AUGAUCGAAUUACAUGAUUUAUCUCCUGAUGAAUCACUUGAUAGUACGGCUCCGUCAAAUACUGAUCAUUCAUCUUCAAUUAUUACUUCAUCUCUUGGUCAAUGCUCAUCGAGUAAUAUUAAAUAUAAUCCGUCAAAUAUAAAAUUACUUUUAAAAGAACAACCAGAAAAAUACGUACUUGUCGAUAAUCACAAAGUGAAUACUUCAAAACCAUCUCCCUGUUGGAAUCGAUUUGCCCUUCCUGCUGUAAAAAAUGAAAUUAAUCGUAAUGUUGUUAUUAAAAAUUUUGCAACGUGUCGAUCUUGUUAUGCAACUUAUGUAUAUACCUAUGGAUCAACCAAAUCAUUAAAUUCUCACAAAUGUUCCAAAGAAUCAUCAAUAUCUACAUCACCUAGUACUAAAUCACCAUUUUUGAGUUUGAAAAUAAAUCGAUCUUUUUCUGAAAAGAAAAAGACGUUAACAUCGUUAGUUGCACUAUGGGUAUGUCAAAGUAUACGUCCUAUAAGUAUUGUUGAAGAUGAAGGUUUUUUGAAUAUUAUCAAACAAUGUGUUAGCUGGAAUGGUGGUGAGACAUCUAUUAAAAUCUUUAAUCGCUAUUCAUUACUCUAUUUUUUUCUAUUAGCUCCACUUAGUAAUAUAAAUGAUAAUGAUAUAUUACCAUCAAGAUCAACAAUCACAAGAGAAAUUAAUCGACAAGCAAAUGAUAUUCGUGAACGUCUAGGUGUUAUAUUGAGAAAAGCAGCUAAACAAGAAUGUUUAGCUAUAAGUCCAGAUUUAUGGAGUGACAAAUUCAAACAAAACAGCUAUCUUGGACUAACUGCUCAUUUUGUUGACGAUCAGCAUAUUUUACAUUCUAUUGAUCUUUGUUGUGAACCAUAUAAUGAAUUAGANGGUAACCGUUCCGCUUCCGCAGUAGUUUAUGUUUAA
Molecule: messenger RNA, 927 nt
Organism: Rotaria sp. Silwood2
Lineage: Eukaryota; Metazoa; Rotifera; Eurotatoria; Philodinida; Philodinidae
Source: the annotation of a GenBank genome assembly